Messenger RNA from Ctenocephalides felis (cat flea), 1038 nucleotides. RefSeq names its product zinc finger protein 330 homolog (gene Noa36). The coding region runs from base 79 to 1035 and encodes 318 amino acids. Gene Ontology annotation, cellular component: nucleus. The transcript is spliced from 5 exons. The record is from RefSeq and is a predicted model, not a curated record. Lineage: Eukaryota; Metazoa; Arthropoda; Insecta; Siphonaptera; Pulicidae. Gene Ontology annotation, molecular function: zinc ion binding.
UUAUACGUCAAAUCGAACCACAUAUGUCAUUUCACUGUUCUUUAAUUUGUGAAUAAGUGAAUAAAAAAUAGUGUAAAAAUGCCGAAAAAGAAAACUGGACAAAGAAAAAAGGCGGAGAAGCAAAAGCUCCGUCAAAAAGAAAUUCGUAUGGCUAAAGAUAAUAUGGACUUAGCUAAAUUUCCAUGCAAUGCCCCCAUGGAAUGCGAGAAGUGCCAGAGAAAACAAAAAUCUAGAGCGUUUUGUUAUUUUUGCCAGAGCGUGCAACGUUUACCAAUUUGCGCUCAAUGUGGCAAAGUUAAAUGUAUGUUAAAAACUGGAGAUUGUGUUAUUCGCCAUGCUGGCGUUUUUACAACAGGUCUUGGUAUGGUUGGAGCUAUUUGCGACUUUUGUGAAGCUUGGGUUUGCCAUGGCCGAAAAUGUUUACAGACACAUGCUUGCUCUUGUCCAUUACAAGAUGCUGUUUGUAUUGAAUGUGAACGCAGUGUAUGGGAUCAUGGUGGACGAAUGUUUCGUUGCUCAUUUUGUUCCAACUUCUUAUGUGAGGAUGAUCAAUUUGAACACCAGGCCUCUUGUCAAGUAUUAGAAUCGGAGAACUUUAAAUGUCAAUCAUGCAAUCGUUUAGGUCAAUAUUCUUGUUUGCGUUGCAAAACGUGUUAUUGUGAUGAUCACGUGAAACGCAAAGGUUUCAAAUAUGAUAAAAAUAAACCAAUUCCAUGUCCUAAGUGCAAUUAUGAUACUUCACAGACUAAAGAUCUUAGCAUGUCGACUCGUAGUCAUAAAUUUGGUCGGCAAGGCCAAGCUGGACCUGAAGAUGAUGAGGAUUAUAGUUAUGGAUAUUAUAGUGGAACUACUAAUGAAAGUGGUUAUGCUCCAGUAGAGUGUUACGGAUAUUCUGGUUAUUCAGCUCAAGAUGAUGAAGAUGAAGAGGGAUCAGAUGAAGAUGAGGAUUAUGAAGAAACAGAAUCAGAAGAGGAAUCCUGUGAUGAAAAGACUGAAGAAGAAAAUAAAGAAGAUAGUACUUCUAAAUCAAAGUAGCUU